UGAUCUUUGUUUUGGUUUUGAUUUGAAUGAGUGAAUUCCAUGAAGUUGUAGAUCAGCAGCAGCAAAGAGUGAAUAGUAACUGGCUGGAAGAAGCAAUUCACAGCUUGUCCCCUUUUGCUGCUUCAUUCCAUACAUGGUACUUUUCUAAAAAACCUAUGAGCUCCGACCCCACUGUUCCCUAAAACCUCUAUCGAAAUACACAAGGUAAAUAAUGGCUGAAGAGAAACUUGAGCUACACUUCAUCAUACUGAGCCAGGAUGCUGGUGGAAUCAUUGGAAGGGAAGGAAGAAACAUCCGUCAAAUGAGAGAUGAGAGUGGUGCAAAUAUCAAUAUAUCUGGUAGUGCAGGGGUUGAAAGAAUCUUGAAUAUCAAAGGUACAGCUUCAGAGAUAAAAGCUGCAGUUCACAUGACAAGUGAAAAACUACAGGAGGUUUCAUCGACUGGCACUAGUGAUUAUGUUCCUCCUGUUACUAUGAGACUUCUUGUACCAAACAGCCAAUGUGGUCCUUUAAUUGGAAAGGGAGGUACAAGGAUAAAGGAGAUCAGGGAGAUAUCAGGAGCUACAAUUACUAUUCCUUCAGAGACACUGCCAGGUUCAUCAGAAAGAUCUGUAACACUAGCUGGCUCACCUGAAGCGCUUGGUAACUGUGUUGCUAAAAUAUGCGAAGUGUUUGAAGAAUUUCCAGCUCGUCAGAACAAUGUGCAAUAUUAUCCUCAUAUGUUUCCAAGAUCAAUGGGUCCACCUCAGGUUUCUAUGAUGAGUGGACAGCUGUCAUUUACUGGCUUAUCGAGAAGAAGUGAACAGAGAGUUCGACUGCCCAGCAGUGUUAUUGGUUCAUUGAUAGGCAAAGGUGGUUGCCAUAUCAACGAAAUCAGACAAUUUUCUGGUGCUACAGUGCAGGUGGAAGAAAGUAAGAAAGAUAACCGCAUGUCUGAUGUGAUCAUCGCUGGUACACCAGAAGCAGUCAGUUGUGCUACCUUUCUUAUAAAUGCUAGAAUAUCUGCCGGACGCCAAGCUAGUCGUAACCGUCGCACUGGGAUGCGAGAAGAAGGCGAAGAACGACGGGGUCGCGGUCAACGAAGUGAUAGCAAUGAAUACAGCAGGGAGUAAUGGGUAUGAGCGCAAAUCUGAAAUUUAAUUAUAUCAUGCACCUUUCAGCCACCUAUGCCAAAGCCCGUAAAAAGAGGAUUUUUAUAUGAGAUCUAUAGUGUUUUAAACUAGAAAAGUUUGUACAGAAUAUUUGGACCUUGGGUGAAUGUAAACCAAUUUCAGCUUACCUAUCGCUUUUUGCACCGACAUUGAGAUAACGUAUAAGAAAACUAAGCGUGAAAAAUAAUGAACUCUCUCUAUUUUUUCCAUAAAGUUUAUCAAAACGAUGAAUUCGUUAUAUAUUUUUUGAGCAGUAUUUAUGCAGAUUAAAUUUUACAGUAUGAUCAACGGUUGAGACAGUUAUUGGUACGUUCUUGCCCAUUCGUCUUAUCCGCCGUAUCUGGCUUACUCACAGUUGCGUUGCUUUACAUGUCUAUGUAAGCCUUGCGGCGGGUGGUUUGACGUAAGAAUGAUUCUCUUCGACUUUUAUUAUUUAUAGUCGAUAUAAUUUAGUUUAUUUUUAGUUUUUAUUUAUCUUAUUUUCCCUUUUGUGGUUCGGCGUAUUUUAGGCGUAUUAAACGUGGGUGUUGUGCGCUAAAAGUUGAGAGUAAAUUUCUGUUGCAAACAGUUUUUAAGUGGACAUUUAUUGUAUUAUUUCUUUGUCCAACACCAAAUAGAGAAAUAUUAUUAA
Molecule: messenger RNA, 1781 nt
Organism: Hydractinia symbiolongicarpus
Lineage: Eukaryota; Metazoa; Cnidaria; Hydrozoa; Anthoathecata; Hydractiniidae
Product: poly(rC)-binding protein 1-like
Exons: 15
Coding region: 212-1111 (299 amino acids)
Biological process (GO): regulation of RNA metabolic process; regulation of gene expression
Cellular component (GO): nucleus; cytoplasm
Molecular function (GO): mRNA binding
Source: RefSeq, a predicted model, not a curated record